GCUUUUGCAUGCAGAUUAGAAUCGAACAGGCAGCCUCCUGAUUAGAGAGAAGCGAUCGACGCCCACAGCCGCAGCUCGUAUGUGGAGCUUCUCUCCCUUGUUGCAGUGUUCCAUCUUCAGGGCUUCAACAUGUCGCUCCUCUUAUUUCUAACGUCGUCUCUAUUAUUCUCCUGUCUGGACAGUUUGACUGAAGCCCACUCAACGCAUUUACCGAGGAGGGUGUUCACAGACAAAGAGAUUGCAGUUAAAAGGUCACCUGUACCUGGAAAUCAUGCACCUGUACGGAUUCUCCUGAGGGGAGAGCCAGACUCUGUCACAGCCGCAGGACAAACCCACUUGUACACGUACGACUUUCAGCAGCCCCAGGAGGCUCCUGUAGAAAGGAGGCUGGUGUGGAAGGAGUGCGCCGACAGCAGCACUCCUGAGAAUUGCGGCUGUAACAUCACAGUGGUCCACGAGAGGCAGGAGGCUGACCAGGCGUUAGUGUGUGGAACCAACGGCAGAGUGACGCUGUGCUGUGACGUGAAUUUAUCUGAACACUCACCCACAUGCACCCCUUCAAAUAAAUUGGGGCCCAUAGAAAAGAGCAUCAGGUCAUUCAUCACGAAGGAAGGUGAACCAUCUGCACUUGUGGAAUCAGCAGAAAGUGCCGACCUCUACAUCACGAACUCUGGAUCGCAGGAGUAUGUUGGCAUCCACAAGUUUGGUAAAAACAGAGUUGGCCCAGAGAACCAUAACAAAGAGCAACACUAUGUGGGUUUGAUGCUCAGCAGAGGAAGAGAGGAUUCCUUACAGGAUAAGGUUUUUGCUUUCUACAAGGAGAAAAACAGAGAUACUGGCGUGCAAGAUGACAUGUGGCUCCCGUAUGUCACCCAGGUUUGCAUGGCAGAUAUUGGGGGUCGCAAGAACAACAUGCAGCUCAGGUGGACGUCCCAGAUCAGUGCCAGGCUCUUCUGCGGAGACCCCGACACCAGACAGCAUUUCUCUGAACUGGUAGAUGUGGCUGUUGUGCAGGCAGACCAGUGGCAGGAUACCAGGGUUUAUGGACUCUUCAGAAAUGAAUGGCACAUGACCGCUGUGUGUGUUUACACCAUUAACGAUAUUGACCACAUCUUUAAAACCUCUGCAUUUAAAGGCCAAAGCACAGCAAACUCUAAGGACAGAUCUCGGAAGUGUGUUAAAGACAGCACGACGCUCUCUCAUGAGACCCUGAAGAUCAUCGCUGGGACUUCAGAGAUGGAGCAGCGGGUGCAACCUGUGAACAAGUCUGGUCCCCUGCUUUUUAAUCACCACAACUACACCCACAUCUACGCUGACAGCUCGCAGCACAAGAGGAACGAUCCCCACACAGUUCUGUUUCUGUCGCUCAAUAAUGGAGCAAUUCAUAAAGUGAUACAGACGGGAAGUCAGACCUUUUUCACCGCUGAGUACCACCCCUUCAACCACAGAGCCCACAUCAGCAGCAUCAUCCUUCAUCCCUCCUCGAGGAAGCUCUAUGUCAACACCAGAAGUGAACUGGUCCAACUGGAUGUGGAAAACUGUGCCAAGUACGGAGACUGUGAGGAGUGUGUCUUAGCCAGAGACCCUUACUGCGGCUGGAACCGCAACCACUGUUCCCCUGCAACGAGUGAUACACUGCAGGAUUUGACCACAGGGAACUCAACCAUCUGCCCUGUUCCAGCUUUUAGAUAUUCCACUGAUGCACGUGCACCUGAGAGGGUUGGCCGCAUCGCUGUUCCCUCCAACUCCAAGUAUUUCCUUUCCUGUCCGAUGUUGUCUAAUCAUGCGGAGUAUACCUGGCGUCAAGGGGUAAGCUCCAUACCCUGCAGGUUGAAGGAGCAGGAGUGCCUACUUCUCAUCAAAAGCAUGAGUCCAGAGGAGGUGGGAACUUACAUGUGUGUGUCAGAGGAGCUGGGCUUCACAAAAGUCCUGGCACAGUACGAGCUGCAGCUGGAGAGCAGGGCAGCGAUUGGUCGAUUGUCAAGCCCUCUGGUCUGGGUUUGCCUGGUGGCUGCUCUGAUUAAGAGUUAGUCCUGUUAGUCCGGAUUGAGUCCAGGGAAAGGUUAACAAUGAUCAUAUUGCAUACAGCACAGUAACAGGGACUAGGGAUUUGAAAUUAUGCUAACCUUCAAACGAUUAUUAUUAAAAGACUUUAAAGUGUAAAUGUAUUUCAAAAGCUUAAACAUUCCUCUUUUGGCAUAUCUGCACCCUUCUGUGUCUCUUGCCUUUAGCUGCACAUAAACAACAGACUGUACACUUAACAAUCCUAUUUAUAUGUGAAAUUCUGUCCGUACGUUCUUUUUUUUGUGUUCUACCUCAGACCUGGCUCUGAGUCACAGCAGACUGAACUGUCAUCUCUCUGCCAAUAGUCUUCUGUUUAACAGGCUUAAGGUAACAUGCUCAUAAUGUGAAAUACUGCUAAGAUAUGGAAAGUUAAGAGGUACUUUUUUUCAGCUUAGCCUUUUUUUACUGAGUGAAGAGUGGAAAUCGAAAGCAGUCGUAAACCUGAGCUGCUUUCAGGCACCACCGUUGUGUAAUGAUUGAAAACUAUUGACUGUAAAUAAAGAUGGACGAUGAGUCUCCACCUCCUCCUCUAUCCAGAAGUGAGGCCCAUAAAUGAUAUACAAAUAUCCUGCAUACGAACACCGCCAUCUUGUGCCUGUGACGUCAUUUGGAGGCAGAGACUGUGCAGCAGUGAUCAUGGCGUGGAGCCAUGGUGUGGAGGUCCGGGUGAUACACACUCUUGGCCAAUUGUGAGCCAGUCUCAGCCUUCAAUUAUGACGUUCCACUCGUUUAUUAUCAAAUAACACAUAAACACCGCUUAUUUUAUUUAAAGUGUACUUUUAGCUUGGUCCAUGUCUCAUCUGCUAACAUUGAGGAGGUGGUGUUAGUGACGUGUACUGCAGCCAGCCACCAGGGGGCGAUUAGAUGCUUCCACUUGACUUUUGGGGAGUCAUCAACGUCCAUAUUUAUAUACAGUCUGUUUUAUACUGUAUGUUUAAUAGCUGGUCAACAGUCUAUGCAUCAACCACUGUUACAAUGUUGUUAAACAUUAACUGCUGUAUUAUAUAUUAGCUGUAUUUUACGACUUUGCUGUUUUCAUUGGUCCAACAUGCGGGAAGUUCUUGAGCACUUUACAUUUUGUGCUUUAAUAUAUAUAAUAUAUAAUAUAUGAUGACUGAUUGAUGACUUGUUUGAACUUGAUGAAUGUUAAUUGGAAAAAACUCAAUAAAGCAAUAUAUUUAUGUAA
Messenger RNA from Hippoglossus stenolepis (Pacific halibut), 3250 nucleotides. RefSeq names its product semaphorin-7A. The coding region runs from base 130 to 2031 and encodes 633 amino acids. The record is from RefSeq and is a predicted model, not a curated record. The transcript has 14 exons. Gene Ontology annotation, molecular function: integrin binding; semaphorin receptor binding; chemorepellent activity. NCBI's taxonomy places the organism in Eukaryota, Metazoa, Chordata, Actinopteri, Pleuronectiformes, Pleuronectidae. Gene Ontology annotation, biological process: regulation of inflammatory response; integrin-mediated signaling pathway; positive regulation of axon extension.